AUGUCCGCGUUCUCCAUGUCCGCCGUCGCCUCGGCGCUCCCGACCGUGACCCGAGUCGCGUCGAGCAAGUCCACGUCCACGAUGGCCAAGCCCUUGAGCUUCAAGGCGAACGCGUCCACCACCGCGGUGUUGAAGAUUCGCUCCGUGAACGCCGUCAUCGAGCGCCGUCAGCGCGGUGCGCUGGUCGUUGUCGCGGGAUCUAAAUCCAUCGGUUGCACUCUGAGCGGCACGCGAAGAAAGCGCGCGCGUACGUCCGGGUUCCGCGCCCGAAUGGCCACGCCCAAGGGAAAGAAAGUGUUGAAGAGCCGCCGAGCGAAGGGCCGGAAGGUUCUCGCCCCAGCGGGCGCUGUUCGCGGGUGGAACGGGGAGAAGAAGUAA
Messenger RNA from Ostreococcus tauri, 378 nucleotides. Its product is annotated as Ribosomal protein L34. The transcript has a single exon. The record is from RefSeq and is a predicted model, not a curated record. Gene Ontology annotation, molecular function: structural constituent of ribosome. Gene Ontology annotation, cellular component: ribosome. Gene Ontology annotation, biological process: translation. Bases 1 to 378 code for a protein of 125 amino acids. Lineage: Eukaryota; Viridiplantae; Chlorophyta; Mamiellophyceae; Mamiellales; Bathycoccaceae.